AGUUCAGUGGACAGUGUCCCCCUAACACACACACACACACAGGCACACACUAGACCACCACCGAGACAGCAACAGCUUUCCUCCUGUAAGCCACUUCCAAUAAUCAGAGAUGGCGAUGGACAGCUUAGAAAUGAACGGCGAUGCUGAUCGGGACGGGGAGACGGAGGUUCCACUUCGGGGUCCCAGCAAACGUCAAGGCAGACCCUUAAACAUGAACCACUACGCCAACAAGAAGAGCAUGGCGGAGAGCAUGCUGGACGUGGCUCUGCUGAUGGCCAACGCCUCACAGCUGAAGGCCGUGCUGGAGGAAGGCCCCGCCUUCUCUUUCUACGUGCCGCUCGUCGUCCUCAUCAGCGUCUCGCUCAGUCUGCAAAUCAUCGUGGGAAUUCUGCUCAUUUUCAUCGUCAAGUGGAACCUGAAUGACGAGCGCAUGCACUACAAGCUGAACAUCAUGGAGAACGUAGCCACGGCCUUCGUCUUCAUCAUCGUGGUGGUCAACGUCUUCAUCACCGCCUUCGGCGUGCAGCGGCCCAACCCCAGCCAGUGACCUUCACCGGCAACCUCAUCGUUGCUGGCGAGAUGUUUCCUCUGCCUGCAAUUAAAGCGACAGGUACACACGCGGGUGCGCUUCUUCUGGAAUUUGACCUGGUGGGCUGGAGGAGAGAAAAUGAGGACGGAAUGACCGGACAGGAUAUCCUUCUCCGGCUGAAGCUGAAGCAACCUCAGGUCACUGAUACACCAGCGCCUGCCUUCUGUUUUCCUACACAUCUCUCGUUUUUCACAUCUUCUACUUGGAUACCAGGCUCUCCAGCGUGCGGCCCAGGGGUUCUUUGGAGCACGCAGGUUAUUUUUUAUUGGACCGUGUAUACUGUAAACCCAGGAAAACCCACUUAAGUCCAUAACCCGUCUUCCACCGUCUUUUUAUUACUGCAAAAUUAAGUGCUGCUUAAGUCGACAAACAUGGUCGACAUCAUUUGAGACCCAAAUGGGUCAUGUCGAUGAAAAAUGUUGAUUAAUUAAUUCAGCAUGAAACAUCAUAUACGUAGCUACACACAGUGACUUCCGGUGAACUUCAAAAUAAUAGCAUGGCAGUAUGAACUGGUAUUCUACCUCAGGGGCAGGGACAUGUCUUCCACUUAAUACAAAACAUCAGAAUGUAAGGAGAAAAAGUUCAAAUGUUGUCUUUGAAUAUAUAGACUAUACAUCUUCAUGGCAGGUCUAUGUGACUUUUUUUUUUACAGAAAUUAUUUAAUGAAAAAAUACAGCAAUUACAAAGAAGAAUUAAGAAGAAUACAUUUAAAAAUGCAAUAUGAAAAUGGCCCUAAAUGAGAUUUUUUGGUGUUGUGUGUAUUUUUUGGCAUAUAAGAAGAAAUGUAGCACUUUUCCUUCACAGCUUUAUUAUUGAUAAAAAAAUAACCUUCCCUUUAGCAUAUCUGAAGGAUCUUCCAAGACGGAGUUAAAUGACUUUUUCUCUGCUACUGUAUAGUAUAUUUCAUGUACUUCAUGUGUCUUCUGUUCAAUGACUUGUUGCUUUUGAAGGAUUUUUACUAUAUGAUGAAGUAUGAUGAAAAGAUGAGUUUGUUAGUUUGUUUAUUUUAGUGGCACUUCAUCUACACUGCAGGCAUCUUGCAUCACAAGAGUAAAAGAACAUAGACACAAGCACAAGAAAUGAAAUACAAACACAUAAUAUUGUGUGUAAUAUGAACAAUGAUAUAGAAACUGAUAAAUGCAAGGAAUCGAUGUGUUCCUGUUUAGUUUCAUAAAGCACCAUCGAUGAAUCAAUUAGUGUAAAAGCUCCAACCAAGCCUGUUGAGUCUCAAUGAAUUUGCUUGGUAAA
Molecule: messenger RNA, 1837 nt
Organism: Doryrhamphus excisus (bluestripe pipefish)
Lineage: Eukaryota; Metazoa; Chordata; Actinopteri; Syngnathiformes; Syngnathidae
Gene: ninj1
Product: ninjurin 1
Biological process (GO): cell adhesion; tissue regeneration
Cellular component (GO): membrane
Source: RefSeq, a predicted model, not a curated record